AUGAAUCAGGAGGAAGAAGAAGCCGGACCUAGUGGCCGUGGAAACCUGAAGGGCUUCUACUCCUACAAAAAUACAUUUGGCGCAGAUAGCGUCUGGCUGGAAAUUCCGAAGCGAGUGGUAUUCGUCGAUAAUUCGGACCCGUACGCCGACGAUCUAGUGGCGCAGUUUGGUGCGGACACCCCCCUAGGUACACAUGAAGAAUGUACAUGGGGUCAUGAUGGAGGAUACCAGGCGUCUUCCAUGGAUGCGCAAACGCAUGGUCUGGACGCACUCUCUGCUGCCGCAACAGCGGAGAACUAUCCUCUCCAGCAACACCAGCCCAGCAUUGACGAUGUCGCCGAGCACAACAACAGAUUCGACCAUAUAGAGCACCAUCAACCUCCAGGCUCAUCGCAUUCUACCCCGAACAGAGCGCAGUCUCCUGCGGCGGCUUCUCCGAGGUCUCCAUCUCUAUCAAUUUCCUCACCAAAUAACAACAUUAAUUUCCUUCUAAACCCGUCAUCAAAUGCUAUAUUGACACCAGUAGAUCCGAAUCUUCACUCUCCCGCUGAUAGAAGGGUGUUCCCUGAUCAAUACUUUGGUUCUCAAGUCCCAGUGGAAGCCCUUACUAAUUCAUUGUUAAGAUAUGCUGCAUGUGCAUAUGCCGCAAAGCAACUCGGCCGCGUCAAUGGAAAUAAGGCCGUAGUCGGGGGAGUCUGCCAGAAGCAAGCAAGAAUGGAGCUCUGGCCCGAUGCCAAUAGAGUCGAUUGGUAUUACUAUGGGGCAAAAUACUACGAAAGGGCAAUUCAAUUAUUGAUGGAGGAAUUGCAGCAUGAUGGGCAGUCCCCGUCGUUGUCUACGUUGGAAGCUAAUGUCCAAUCGCAGGCAGGUGAACUUGAUAAUGCGCUCGAACAUACCAGCAAGGGACGAAAGCAAUCAAGUGCAAGCGGUCAACUUGCUGGCGCACAGUCCGAUGAGGUUCUUGCCGCCACUGCCAUUCUCUCGGUAUAUGAGUUUCUAGAUGCAACUGGUCCAGCAUGGGAUCGGCACUUAAGCGGUGUGAAAUCGCUGCUGGACAUCGCAAAUGUUGGGAUGAUAUCGCUUGAUAUCCAGGAUCCGUCUGGAAAUUUGGCUGCUUUAGCUCCAAAGCGAGCUGGAUUAUCAAAGGCAAGAAAAGCAAUUUUUUGGAAUUUCGCACGUCAAGAUUACCUUUCGGCUUUUAUCAAUGAGGGCCAAACCAGGUUAAACACAAGCGAUCUAGCGCUAUGGACAGAGGCAGGUAUCCUUCUAGAUGAUGCAGGCUAUGUCCAACCAAGCGGUAACAUUGAGCCCAGACAUCGCGACGGCAAGGAUACUAUGAGGGUAGACAUGGUAUCAAAUGCCUUGAUAUGGAUUCUUUCCAAAAUUGUGGAUUCCUUAGCGGCGGGGGAUGAUAUGAAUUCCGGCGAAUCCCAACACCCUCUUCUCGAUAGAUGGCACCAGCUUCAGGCUGAGCUUGAUGCAUGGUAUAAGGGUCUACCUAACACUUUCAACCCUAGUGCAAGGAUGGAGUCGUCACAAACAGCAUCGAUUCAGGGUACACCAGCCUCAGAAGACGACCACCCGUUCCCUGAAGUUUGGUAUAGCAUUCCGAUGUGCGCAUCGACGAUGCAACACUACCACAUGGCCCGUAUCUUGCUACUUACCAAUAAACCGCAUGAAUUGACCGCAAGCAGAAGCAUGGUUACAAACGAACCAAACUCUCAUCGGCCAAUUGAAAGCGAAAUUCAACACCACAGCUAUGAAAUCUGUGGGAUAUCCAUGGCUCGGCCUAGGGCGACUGUUCGCGUUCAUUCUGUGCAGCCAUUGUUUAUAUGCGGACGAUGUCUAACUGCAUCUCACGAACGGAAAGUCAUCCUACAGCUUCUUUGUGGGAUCGAGGCCGAUCUAGGAUGGGCGACCAAAUAUCGCGUUCAGCAGCUCUUGAGGGAAUGGGAAUGGGAUGAGGCCGCCAUUGACGAUCUUUCAGGACCCUAG
Arthroderma uncinatum is the source of this 1995-nucleotide messenger RNA. RefSeq lists its product as uncharacterized. Lineage: Eukaryota; Fungi; Ascomycota; Eurotiomycetes; Onygenales; Arthrodermataceae. Gene Ontology annotation, molecular function: transcription cis-regulatory region binding; DNA-binding transcription factor activity. The record is from RefSeq and is a predicted model, not a curated record. Gene Ontology annotation, cellular component: nucleus. The transcript is spliced from 4 exons. Bases 1 to 1995 code for a protein of 664 amino acids. Gene Ontology annotation, biological process: positive regulation of transcription by RNA polymerase II.